UUAUCUCUCCACUGUUUCUUUAUUUCAAAUUUCUAUGGCCGCCAUUGAUCUGUUUCUUCAUCUUUCUCUGUUAUUGCUUCUCUGCUUUCUUCACUGUUACGCCCAGACCCAUUCCCCACACAAUACACUAAUUAAUUUGGGUUCCACAAUCGUCGCUGGGUCGAAUGAAUUCUGGCGAUCAUCCUCCGGCGAGUUUGCCUUCGGGUUCCACCGCAUUGCCGAUGGUAGAUACCUUGCUGGCAUAGUGUUCGACAAAAUUCCUGAGAGAACUUUGGCAUGGUCUGCCAACAGAGACGAUCCAGCACAGGCUAAUUCCACCAUUGUUCUCAAACCCACCGGCGAAUUCGUGCUGAUUUAUGCCAACAACUCCCAAUUUCAAUCAGCGACGGCACUGUGGGGAGCUCUGCUUUUAUGUCCGAUGAUGGCAACUUGAUGCUGCUUGAUUCCUCCUCCAAUCCCGUAUGGCAGAGCUUUGAUCAUCCGACCGACACCCUUUUGCCGGGACAGGUUCUUCGAAUGGGCCAGAAACUGUACUCAAAUGCCAACGGAACAGUCGACUACUCAACCGGCCAAUUCAUGUUGGACGUUCAAUCGGACGGCAAUGUCAUAAUGUCUGCUUUUCGAUAUCCCGACCCUGCCUACAAGUAUACUGGCACUAUCAAUUACAAAAACUCCACCAUUGUCUUCAACAAGACCACGGCUCUCUUGUAUGUCCUCAAUGACACGACAACUAUUUAUUCUACUUUGACCCAGCUGCCGGUUCCAGUAAAAGACUACUACCACAGAGCAACCGUCGACGACAAGGGGAACUUCCAGCAGUUGAUUCGGAUUAAGAGCGGCAGUGGUGAGUGGAGAUCGGUGUGGAAGUUCGUUGAAAGGCCUUGUAUGGUGAGCAACAUCUGUGGGGUGUUUGGAUUUUGCACCUCAAAUGAUAAUCAAAACGCGAAUUGUGAGUGCUUGGAAGGGUAUUCGCCGAUUGAUCCUAACGUGCCCUCUAAAGGAUGCUAUCCAAAUUUGGCCGUGGACUUUUGUUCAAAUUCAGACUUCAAAAUUGUUAAGCUUGAAAAUGCUGAUUUCCCGUUUUUCAAGGUGGAGGAGUCUGAUGCGACAAUGGUAGCAUCGAAAGAUGUGGACCAGUGUGAGGAAGUUGUGAGGAACGACUGCCUCCGCACGGCGGCAGUUUAUUUUAACGGUGCCUGCUAUAAGAAGAGGAUGCCAUUGUUGAACGCUAGAAGAAGCAUUCCAGAUACGAAUAAUCACGUGGCGUUUCUUAAAGUUCCCACAAUUAACAAUGUUAAUGGAGAACGCAGAAAAUCCCCUUCUAAUGAAGCUCUGUUGGCGAUAUUUGUGCUCUGUUCCACACUUGUAGUGCUUUUUACCGCCAUGGCUGUCUACUACCAUCCCAAGGGCUUUCUGCAAAGGAAGAAGCCUGCAAAGCCAAAGCCAUUGGAGAUGAAUUUGAAGGUAUUUUCAUUCAACGAAUUAAGAGAAGCGACUAAUGGGUUCAAAAACAAGCUCGGCAGAGGAGCUUUCGGCACAGUCUAUAAUGGAGUUUUGAUGUUGAGUGACCAACAAGUGGAGGUCGCCGUGAAGCAAUUGGAGAAGUUGUUUGAACAAGGGGAGAAGGAGUUCAUCACAGAAGUCCAAGUGAUUGGAUUGACUCAUCACAGAAACUUAGUUCGAUUGUUGGGUUUCUGCAAUGAGGGAGAUCAUCGGCUAUUGGUUUAUGAGCUCAUGAAAAAUGGUCCUUUGUCAAAUUUCCUAUUUGGGGAGAAGGAAAAUCAAAAACCCAAAUGGGAAAGCAGAGCAGAAAUCGUGAUGGAGAUUGCAAGAGGGCUGUCAUAUUUGCACGAAGAGUGCGAAACCCAAAUCAUCCACUGCGCUCAAAACAUUCUCCUCGACGACAAUUACUCGGCGAAAAUCUCCGAUUUCGGCUUGGCCAAGCUCAUGAAGAAGAACCAGACACGAACAGCCACCAUGAUUAGAGGAACAAUGGGAUAUAUGGCACCAGAAUGGCUGAAGAAUGCACCUGUUACAACAAAGGUUGAUGUUUAUAGUUUUGGAGUCAUGUUGUUGGAGAUCAUAUUUUGCAGAAGGCAUGCAGAAGAAGGAAUAAUCCAAGGCGAUGAUGAUGCAAUAUUACUUGUGGAUUGGGUUGUAAGUUGUGCGAGAGCAGAAAGAUUAAGAGCCAUAAUAAGUCAUGAUUCUGAAGCAAUAAAUGAUUAUGAAAGGUUUGAGAGGAUGGCAAUGGUGGGUUUAUGGUGCAUUUCUCCAAAUCCAGCCCUUCGGCCAUCCAUGAAAGAGGUCGUACUAAUGCUAGAAGGAAGCAUUGAAUUGGGAAUCCCUCAUUUUCUCGAAGGAGAUGCUUAUUUGCACGCUUAAACCCAGACUUUCAAAGUAUAAUCCCUCUGAUGUUUACCAGAGAUUCGUGCGGAGUAGAGAUUCGAACUCGACCACGACCUUUUGAUCGGAGAUAGAUGUCUAGUUGAGCUAAAUUCAAGUUAGCGCAUAGUUCAAUAUCAAAAAUAUAAGGUUGGUUUUAUGUAUUGACAUAAUAGCCCAUAAAGGUGGGUUAGGAUUGUGAUCUAUAUUAUAAUAGACUUUGGUUGAGUGACUGUGAUCUCCUUUUUACAAGUGAAGUACCAUUUUAAGUAUGAAA
Messenger RNA from Momordica charantia (bitter melon), 2659 nucleotides. Its product is annotated as G-type lectin S-receptor-like serine/threonine-protein kinase LECRK2. NCBI's taxonomy places the organism in Eukaryota, Viridiplantae, Streptophyta, Magnoliopsida, Cucurbitales, Cucurbitaceae. The record is from RefSeq and is a predicted model, not a curated record. Gene Ontology annotation, biological process: protein phosphorylation; recognition of pollen. Gene Ontology annotation, molecular function: ATP binding; protein kinase activity.